AAAUAAGGUGGCGCGAUUUUCUGCUCACUUUCAAAUCUCUUCGCACCUCUCUCUUCCCCGCAAUCCCCAAUUCGAAAAACCUUAAAAAACUCGAACCCCUAGCCUUAACAAUUGAGCAAAAACCCAGAAAAAAGGAGAUGGAGAAAAAUAGGCGAGUAAUGUGUCCUGAUAAUGAGGAACUAGCUAAUUACUUGUUGCAAAAGAGGCAAGAGCUGGCCGAUAAACCCAAGGGGAUAAAAGAAAACACUAACAUGACUGUUUCAAAGGCAUACAACAACAUUUGCAACGCUCAGCAUCCCAUCAAGACACUCAAAGAUCUCAGUGACAUCAAAGGUGUUGGGAAAUGGAUUUUGGUGCUUUUGCGUGGCUAUUUUGACGGUGGUUCAGGAAGUUCAGAACCAGAAGAAUUAACUAGAAAGGGUACGGUAAAAAAAACUAAAGGAAACAAACGUUAUUUGCCCCAAAAGAAUUCAGUGGCAUAUGCAUUAUUGAUUACUCUAUACAGGGAGACCGUAGAUGGGAAUGAAUUUAUGCAUAAGCAGGAUCUUAUUGAUGCAACUGAAGCAAGUGGACUCUCACGGGCGCCUAUUAUGCUGGAGAAAGGAAAAGGGAAACCUAGCCAAUUUGGAAGUUCUCCAAGGGACUGGUAUAGUGGAUGGACCUGCAUGUCUACAUUGAUAAAAAAGGGAUUUGUUGUGAAAUCAAGUUGUCCGGCGAAAUAUAUGCUGACACCAGAAGGCAAGGAAGCAGCACGUGAAUGUCUAAUGAAAUCUAAAAUGGAAGAUCCCUUAGAAAAUUUGGUUGAUGUGGAAAGGCUUUCUCAACCAGACACACAAAAUGCAUCUGUUCAGAAGUUAUGCGAUUUGUGUACAGAAGAGACAACUGAAAAGGCUGAUUUUCAUCGGAAAAAAUCCAUUGAUGUUCCUCUUGAUUGUCUUGAAAGGUGUACUCGCAUGGGGUACUCGAAGGAACAAGUUCUUUCUGCUUUUGUUGAAGUCUCUGAAACUUCGAAGAAGAAGGAGAUUUCAUCACUUUUGCCAGCAGUCUUGUGUCGUCUUCGUGAAGAUCAAGUUUAUGGGCAAGAAGCUUGUGAUGGAGUGCGAAGCACUAGGAUUCAAUUAAGUAAAGAUGGUGGAGAUAGGCUGAACUUGUGUACCUUGACCUUGAGGGCCUGUUCUUCCUCUAGGCCAAGUUCAAAUGAUCUAAAAGCAGAUAUGAAUGUCUUAAGUAUUCCACCUCUGAGCUUUGGGGAGAAGUUUGAGGAUGUGUAUGAAGUAAUUCUAAUAUUAGAUGAUCGAGAGCAAUUUACCAAUCAAGGUGCACGGUCCAAAAAAAUGUUGGAGAAGAUUUGCACGGAAUUCAAAAUCAAAAUAAAUGUUAGAAGGUUGCCUAUAGGAGAUGGAAUCUAGAUAGCUCGCCAUAAACAUCUCUCCAAUGAAUAUGUUCUAGACUUUGUUGUUGAGAGGAAGAAUGUUAAUGAUUUACGCUCUUCGAUACGGGACAAUCGUUACAGGGAUCAGAAACUAAAGCUUCUGAGAUCUGGACUUAAAAAGUUGAUAUAUCUUGUGGAAGGUGACCCAAAUUCUUCAGAAGCUGCUGAAAGCAUCAAAACUGCGUGCUUCACAACAGAGAUUCUAGAGGGGUUUGAUGUUCAGAGAACAAGCGGUUUACAUGAUACCCUGAGGAAGUAUGCUUAUCUUACUCGAGCAAUAACUCAAUAUUACAAACAGCACAUGCCUGAGGAUGAUUCUAGAUUGAAUGGGGUCUGUCCCUCCUUUAGUGAAUUUAUCCGAAGGUGCCAAGAGCUGGAUAAAGUGACAGUCAGUGAUGUAUUUUCCAUUCAACUUAUGCAGGUGUCACAGGUAACUGAGGAAGUUGCCAUAGCUGUUGUCGAUUUGUAUCCAACAUUAGUGUCUCUUGCACAUGCUUACUCUCUUCUUGAGGGUGAUGUCUGUGCACAAGAAGAGAUGCUUAGGAAGCAGAGUAACAACGUGGUGAGCUCAGUUGCUAGUAAGAAUAUUUCUCGGUUUGUUUGGGGUUGAAUUCACUUUGGCGCAUCUCUUUGAUAUUGUAAAAUCGAAAUAAGAUUUGUCUUCAUUUAA
Molecule: messenger RNA, 2102 nt
Organism: Hibiscus syriacus
Lineage: Eukaryota; Viridiplantae; Streptophyta; Magnoliopsida; Malvales; Malvaceae
Product: crossover junction endonuclease MUS81-like
Exons: 15
Biological process (GO): double-strand break repair via break-induced replication; mitotic intra-S DNA damage checkpoint signaling; resolution of meiotic recombination intermediates
Cellular component (GO): nucleus; Holliday junction resolvase complex
Molecular function (GO): 3'-flap endonuclease activity; DNA binding; crossover junction DNA endonuclease activity
Source: RefSeq, a predicted model, not a curated record